UUUGGAAAUUUAUGUUACAGCCUCUGCAAUUAUCAAGAAAUUUUUAAACGGAAGUCACUCGCGGCCAUCAAAGAACUUCAGAUCAAGUUCUCGUUUUGCCUUUUCCGUUUGUAGGAUACACGGUUGCAGGGUAGGUCUUCCACGAUGGGGGCCUACAAGUACAUUCAGGAGUUGUACCGCAAAAAGCAGAGUGAUGUUAUGAGGUUCCUCCUCCGUAUUAGGGUUUGGCAGUACCGUCAAAUGACGAAGAUGCAUCGUGCUCCACGAUCAACCAGACCCGACAAAGCUAGGAGACUUGGCUACAGAAACAAACAAGGCUUUGUUAUCUACCGUAUUCGUGUGAGGCGAGGAGGUCGCAAACGCCCAGUGCCCAAAGGUGCCACCUACGGUAAACCCAAGAGCCACGGAGUCAACCAACUUAAGCCAACACGUAACCUCCAAAACUUGGCUGAAGAACGAGUUGGUAGACGUGCUGGUGGAUUAAGAGUGAUGAAUUCUUACUGGAUCGCUCAGGACGCUAUCUACAAAUACUACGAAGUCAUCUGUAUUGACCCACACCACAAGGCUAUCCGCCGCGACCCGAAGGUGAACUGGAUCUGCGAGUCGGUGCAGAAGCACCGCGAACUCCGUGGCAAGACGUCGGCCGGCCGCAAAUCACGUGGUCUCGGCAAGGGUCACCGUUACUCGCAGACCAUUGGUGGAUCGAGGCGUGCCGCCUGGCUGCGUCGCAACUCCCUGCAACUGCACAGGAAGCGUUAAACUGCUGUUUUAUACCUACGCGUUUAAGAUUCUAUUCCAUUAAAAAAACUAUAAAACCAA
Molecule: messenger RNA, 819 nt
Organism: Nilaparvata lugens (brown planthopper)
Lineage: Eukaryota; Metazoa; Arthropoda; Insecta; Hemiptera; Delphacidae
Gene: RpL15
Product: 60S ribosomal protein L15
Exons: 5
Coding region: 145-759 (204 amino acids)
Biological process (GO): cytoplasmic translation
Cellular component (GO): cytosolic large ribosomal subunit; ribosome
Molecular function (GO): RNA binding; structural constituent of ribosome
Source: RefSeq, a predicted model, not a curated record